Messenger RNA from Aphanomyces invadans, 578 nucleotides. RefSeq lists its product as hypothetical. Lineage: Eukaryota; Oomycota; Saprolegniomycetes; Saprolegniales; Verrucalvaceae. The transcript has a single exon. Bases 253 to 564 code for a protein of 103 amino acids. The record is from RefSeq and is a predicted model, not a curated record.
GACCUUCAAUCCAAGUACAGCUUACCAUCGAGCGUUAGCGGAGCUUUACCUUCGGAGAUCGGGUGGUCUCCGUUUUGCUUGAGGGAAGCAAUCUGGCGCUUGUAUCCGUUGGAAAAAUCUACUUGUGGUUAGCGUUGUAGCACAAUUGAACAAAGAUUACGUCACGUACCCUGUAGCAUGGUCAAUAGCUCGUCGCUGAGGAUGAGGCCUUCUUCCUUGUAAAGAUGCUUGAUUGCGUUGGAAAAUCCAUUUAUGGUUGAGUACGAAUUGUGCUUGCGAGGAGUUAUUUCGCGUCCUUUCGAGUCGCGUUUGAUGGAUAUGUAUGCGAGGAACCUUUGGCACACAGCCUUGGUCACAGGGAGGGCCACCUUGCCGUCGAUGAGUGAUUCGGGGGAGUAUUGUUCGAGCCAACGGGAAAACCGCGCUAGAAUUGACCUGUACUGCUGGCGAGUAGACGGAACGAUACGCAAGGCAAUUAUAUCAUCACCAGCUUGUUGCCCAUCAGCGCAACUCGCUGCAAUUGUUGGAUCCAUUGACGUUUGGUGCCGCUGUGAAGCGGUGUGAGCUCUCGAAACAAC